This is a messenger RNA of Postia placenta MAD-698-R-SB12, 1167 nucleotides long. RefSeq lists its product as hypothetical. The transcript has 8 exons. Gene Ontology annotation, cellular component: nucleus. Lineage: Eukaryota; Fungi; Basidiomycota; Agaricomycetes; Polyporales; Adustoporiaceae. The record is from RefSeq and is a predicted model, not a curated record. Gene Ontology annotation, molecular function: zinc ion binding. Gene Ontology annotation, biological process: regulation of DNA-templated transcription. The coding region runs from base 1 to 1167 and encodes 388 amino acids.
AUGGCAAAGAAAGCCGGAGCCCGGAAUCCACAUUACCCGGAGCGUUGGACAUUCCUGAUGCACGCAAGGGAUGUGCGUAGCGAAGAGGACGGCUUUUGGAGCGCUCCGCGCCUUCUGAAGAGCAACUAUCGCUUGCUCUAUGCAUCCAGAGUCCAUAUGCUAGUGAUCUUCUUUGGAAUUCUGUCCAAGUCGAUUGUGUUCAGCUCUAGUAAACCGCCAUCAGCGACACAAGUUAACGCGACUGCCAUCUGCGAAGUAAGAUGCUUCAAGUGGAGAAUUUCUGACACGACGGAAGACGUGAUUGAGUUCGUUGAAACACACGGCAAACCCGAGCCACCUCAUCUUUGUGCUAUGCAUCACACUGCCUGGACUCUCACAUCAGACCGCAUCCCGCCUCCCAAGCUCAAACGUCAGCCUGCCCCGUCGAAGGGCGAGCACAAACCCCAGGAACCACCCAAGAGCGAGGAAGUACGCAGGCUCGAAGAGCUAUGCGAUGCCCUCCAGAGCUCGUCCGGGCGAGAGAAAGACCCCAAGGGCGGGUGUUUCUGUCAAGCUCGCAUGCACCCUCUCUCUCAGCACGCGCCUAUCUGCCGCUCCUGCGGACUCAUCCUAUGCACGCUGAACCUCCCCCACUUUGCCUGUCCACACUGCGCCGCCCCGCUUCUCAUCCCGGCCGCGCGCGACGCACUCCUCGCAACAAUUACUGCGUCGAUUGUCGACACCCUCGCGCGGGAAGAAGCCGCGCGAGAGCGCGCCGCAGAGGAGGCACGGACUGCCGCGGGCGCCUUCCCUGUCCUCGCUCCUACUUUCAACGCACCCGGUGCCGACAGGCUCGCCGCACAUCCUGCCAACCAAUCGCAUAAGGUCCUCUCGCUGAACUCGAAGACGAAGCGCGUCACAGUGGCCUCGUAUCGUGCACCGUCGCCUGCCGCUCGUCCGCAGGGCAAAGGGAAGGGGAAGGAGAGGACUGAUGAGGAGGACGAGCGCCGCGUACCGCCACCCCCGCAAGUGGUUGUGCAUUCGGCCAUGGAUGUAGGUGUAGACAACCCGUGGACUAACCUGCGGGGAGGACGCGCGACGUACGUGCCCUCGCCAAUAAAAGGGCGCGGGGAAGGGAAGGGUCGGAGAGACAAGGGGAAACAGAAUAAGGAGCAGCCCGCCUCAUAA